CAACAGUGCAACACCAUUAAGUCACGAAUGCAACAAUAAUAUAAAUAUACUUAAAACACUGUAUAUUUACUCAUCGUAUGAGGUGAAUAAUUUUAAAUUAAAUACCAAAAAUAAGUCAAUACCUAUGUCGGAACGACUGACGCCGAUUCGUCUACCCAAUACUCUCAAUUAUCCAAUUGAAAUAGCAAAAUGUCUAGUGCCAGCAGGUACUUAUGUGAAGAGACAUACUCCACUUCUUCUGUACCGAUUCUUUACAAAGGUGAAGCAAGAUCGGGAUGACGGCACCGAAGAGUAUGUGGAUCGUGAAUUUAUUGAGCAGUUUGAAUGUCCAGUGGAAGGAGAAUUAGUUCAGUGGGAAGUAAAAAAUGAUGAACAACUUGACAGUAAUUUAAAAGUAAUAGCCAAGUUACAUGAGCCUUGUACUCAUGAAGUCCACUACGGAGGGUUGUGUGCUAUUUGUGGAGAAAAUAUUACUAGUCAAGAUUACAUGGGAUACUCUGAUAUGGCAAGAGCGAAUAUCAGUAUGACCCACGACACCGGUGGUUUGACUGUAAGCUUGGAUGAGGCCAAUCGUAUAGAAGAACAAAAUGUGAUCCGGUUGCGAAACGAACGAAGACUUUCUCUUAUUGUUGAUUUAGAUCAAACCAUUAUACAUGCAACAGUGGAUCCAACUGUUGGAGAAUGGAUGUCUGACCCUUCAAAUGCAAACUAUCAUCUGCUGAAGGACGUUCGAUCAUUCUAUCUACAGGAAGGAUUUAGAACUUAUUCUUCUCGUUAUUACAUAAAGUUACGUCCUGGUUUGCAAGAAUUUUUGGCACGAAUUAGUAAUAUGUAUGAAUUGCACAUAUAUACUAUGGGUACGAAAGCAUACGCCAAAGAAAUAGCGAAGCUCAUUGAUCCUGAAGGAAAAAUAUUUCAGGACCGUGUGCUGUCUCGAGAUGAUAGCGGAAGCUUAACCCAGAAAAGUCUCCAGCGACUGUUUCCUUGUGAUACUAGCAUGGUCGUCAUAAUCGAUGAUCGUGGUGACAUAUGGGAUUGGAAUCCGAAUCUCAUCAAGGUCGUACCUUUUGAAUUUUUUGUUGGAAUAGGAGAUAUUAACAGUAACUUUCUUGCUAAGCCCACACCUCUUCCUGAACAAGAAAGUACUUCACCUAUCGAAACUCCACAUGAACAGGAGGAAAGUGUAGACGUGAAUACCAAUCAGGAUGCUGUCUUGCCUGAUUCUUCUUCGUCACAAAGCACUUCUACAAUUCCAGAACGUACUCUUUUAAAAGAGACUUUUCUUCAAGACAAGCAAGCUUUGGAGGAACAAAACAAAGAGAGGUUUACUGCCUUGCAAUUACAAAAAUCAGAACGUCCUUUGGCGAAGCAACAAAAUGCAUUACGUGAUGAGGAUGAACAUCAACAUUCUUUACUACAUGAAGGCGACAAAGAAUUGUUGCAUUUAGAAAGAAUUUUAACAAGGAUUCAUCAAGCCUAUUACGACGAAGAAUCAAGAAACGAAAACCAGAAGAACAAAGUACAUGCUAAUGUGGAACGAAUUAUUCCUUCUAUGAAAUCGAAAGUUUUGAAAGGCUGUAGGAUCCUAUUUAGUGGAGUUAUCCCACUAGGGAUAGAUGUUUUCAGUAGCGAUAUCGCAAAAUGGGCAAUGUCUUUUGGAGCACAGAUUGUCUUAGACUUUGAUCAAUCUCCAACACAUUUGAUUGCUGCAAAGAUACGUACUGAGAAAGUGAAAACUGCAAUAAAUAUGGGAAGCGUUCGAGUUGUUAAACUAAAUUGGCUCACUGACUCAAUUUCGGCAUGGGAACGCCUUUCAGAGUCGAACUAUUUGUUGUACCCUAGUUAUGAUCUUCCAGACAGGGCACUAUCUGAUCACUACUACUCUUCGGAUUCAAAUGACGAACAGAGAACUUACGAAAUAAAUGAACGUGAGCUAGACGAUAUUGAUUGGAACGAAGCUGAUCGUGAUGUUGAAGAUGCGUUAGGAGAUUUGAGCGAUGGCGAUGAUAAUGAAGAAAAUUCUUUAGAAACUGUUGAGACAUCAUCACCAGUGGAGACCGAAUUAGAUUCAAAAAAACGAAAAAGCAACGAUGAAGUUACUUCCAAACCCGACGAUGAGAAACGCAAAAAACUCAAUGAUCCAAAGAGCGUGGAAGAAAUCUCAAAUAAACAACAGAAAAGUAGUAACGGAAAUGAAUCUGAGGGAUUGGAAGAUCUUGCUGAGUUGAUGGAAGAAGAACUCUCCAAGUAAAAAAAAAAAAGAAAAAGGUAAAAAACUCAUCAGGGUUUUCUUUUCACUUCUUUUCUUAUUUCCUAAUUCAGCAAAUUACUUCGAAAACUUUGCUCAUGUGAACAUAGCAUGCAUGCAAUAUUGAAGCAGAAAAAUAAAAGGCAUUGGCAUCUUCCAUUAUAAAUGAUAAAUUGAUAUGUGCAUUUAAGUAUAGUAAUCUUUUAGGAAAAGCCUGUAGUCUCAC
Molecule: messenger RNA, 2474 nt
Organism: Schizosaccharomyces octosporus yFS286
Lineage: Eukaryota; Fungi; Ascomycota; Schizosaccharomycetes; Schizosaccharomycetales; Schizosaccharomycetaceae
Product: CTD phosphatase Fcp1
Exons: 6
Coding region: 125-2251 (708 amino acids)
Cellular component (GO): nucleus
Molecular function (GO): RNA polymerase II CTD heptapeptide repeat phosphatase activity
Source: RefSeq, a predicted model, not a curated record